Talaromyces amestolkiae is the source of this 513-nucleotide messenger RNA. RefSeq lists its product as uncharacterized. The coding region runs from base 1 to 513 and encodes 170 amino acids. Gene Ontology annotation, biological process: protein peptidyl-prolyl isomerization; protein folding. Gene Ontology annotation, molecular function: peptidyl-prolyl cis-trans isomerase activity. Lineage: Eukaryota; Fungi; Ascomycota; Eurotiomycetes; Eurotiales; Trichocomaceae. The transcript is spliced from 4 exons. The record is from RefSeq and is a predicted model, not a curated record.
AUGUCUACUGCCUUCUUUGAAAUUGAGUACGGCCCUGCUGGCCAAACCAAGACAGGUCGUGUCGAAUUCAAGCUCUACGACGAUGUCGUCCCCAAAACCGCCAAGAACUUUGCUGAGCUCUGCAACGGCUUCACCGAUUCGACUGGCAAGGUCUUGACCUACAAGGGCUCUUCCUUCCACCGUGUCAUCCCCCAGUUCAUGCUCCAGGGUGGUGACUUCACCCGCGGCAACGGUACCGGUGGUAAGUCCAUCUACGGUGAUAAGUUCGCCGACGAGAACUUCAAAAUCCGCCACGAGCGCCCUGGUCUUCUCUCCAUGGCCAACGCUGGUCCCAACACUAACGGCUCCCAAUUUUUCAUCACCACCGUCAAGACCAACUGGCUCGAUGGCAAGCACGUCGUCUUCGGCGAGGUCACCAAGGGAUACGAUGUCGUCGAGGACAUUGAGCGACUUGGCACCUCUAGCGGCUCCGUCCGCGGAACCGCCAAGAUCGUCAACUCUGGCGCUGCUUAA